AUGACGACCGCGAGCUGUGCUGCCGCAGGCGCCGCCGCCGCAGCUGCAGGAGGAGGCGUCGCCGCAGCUGCAGGAGGAGGCGUCGCCGCAGCUGCCGUAGGCGCCGCCGCCGCAGCUGCCGUAGGCGCCGCCGCCGCAGCUGCCGUAGGCGCCGCCGCCGCUCGUGCAGACGUAGGAGGAGGAGGAGCUGUCGGAGGCGGCGUCGCCGUUCCUGCCGGCGCAGGAGGCGAAGACGCCGCUGCGGGCCAGACGUCGGGCGGCUCGGGCCAGCCUCCGCAGCAUGCGAUGCAGCAAAACUAA
Messenger RNA from Schistocerca serialis cubense, 300 nucleotides. RefSeq names its product alanine and glycine-rich protein-like. Lineage: Eukaryota; Metazoa; Arthropoda; Insecta; Orthoptera; Acrididae. The transcript is spliced from 2 exons. The record is from RefSeq and is a predicted model, not a curated record. The coding region runs from base 1 to 300 and encodes 99 amino acids.